CUGCCGCUGGUCGUGGUUGUGAUGUGCUGUGCGCAGAGCGUCAACGAGCCCGGAAACAUGUCUUACGUUAAAGACACGGUGGACAAACUGUUGAAAGGAUAUGACAUCCGUCUCAGACCCGACUUUGGAGGUCGACCGGUCGCUGUUGGCAUGAGUAUAGACGUGGCGAGUAUAGACAUGGUGUCAGAAGUCAAUAUGGACUACACACUCACCAUGUACUUCCAGCAGUAUUGGAGAGAUAAGAGGCUGGCAUACUUAGGGAUCCCUCUGAACCUGACCCUGGACAACAGAGUGGCAGACCAGCUCUGGGUCCCAGACACCUACUUCCUCAACGACAAGAAGUCUUUUGUUCAUGGCGUCACUGUGAAGAACCGAAUGAUCAGGCUACACCCGGACGGCACUGUUCUCUACGGCCUCAGAAUCACGACGACAGCCGCCUGCAUGAUGGAUCUGAGGAGAUACCCGCUGGACGAACAGAACUGCACUCUGGAAAUCGAGAGUUAUGGAUACACGACAGAUGAUAUAGAGUUCUACUGGAAAGGAGGAGACAACGCUGUGACCGGGGUGACACGCAUCGAGCUGCCCCAGUUCUCCAUAGUCGACUACAAGUUGGUGUCCAGAAAUGUGGUCUUCUCCACAGGUGCCUACCCUCGACUGUCUCUGAGCUUCAAGCUGAAGAGAAACAUCGGAUACUUCAUCCUGCAGACGUACAUGCCCUCCAUCCUCAUCACCAUCCUGUCCUGGGUGUCGUUCUGGAUAAAUUACGACGCCUCGGCUGCCAGGGUCGCAUUAGGGAUCACCACUGUCCUUACCAUGACAACCAUCAACACCCACUUAAGAGAGACCCUGCCCAAGAUCCCGUACGUCAAAGCCAUCGACAUGUACCUGAUGGGCUGCUUCGUGUUUGUCUUCCUGGCUCUGCUGGAGUACGCCUUUGUCAACUACAUAUUUUUCGGACGAGGUCCUCAGAUGCAGAAGAAACUGGCUGAGAAGGCACUAAAGGCGACUAACGACCGGGAGAACUUGGACAAAGCCAAGUCCCUCCUGGAAGGAGGCAAUUGCAAGACUUCAUCUCUUAAAAUGUCCAAUCAGGUACAAGGGCGCCGUCACUCACGACGGGUCGACACCCCGGGGAACAUUCUGCUGACAACCUUGGAGAUCCACAACGAGGUGGGAGAGAAUGAGAUCACAACCACCUUGACUGAAAUCCACAACUCCUCCACGGUGAACGACAACUCAGGGGUCCUGUACAGGAAGUCGAGCAGGGCGAGCGACUCAGGCCGAUGCAGCGUGGACAGGAACACAUUUCCAAAGAAAACCCGCCUGCGGAGACGAUCCUCACAGCUCAAAAUCAAAAUCCCAGACCUCACUGACGUGAACGCCAUUGACAGGUGGUCACGGAUUAUAUUCCCCUUCUCCUUCUCCCUCUUCAACGUAAUCUACUGGCUUUACUACGUCAACUAAUGCACACACAAUGUUUGUUAAACUCAUUUCUGUCCCAUUCUUGCUUUUGAAUGAAAGGACACUUCUGUAUUCUUUAAGGAUCAUCCUUAUGAACUUUUUUUUAUCAUAGUGAGUGAAGACUGAUCACAGACGUAUCACUCAGCCUGUGUGCAUCUGCAUGUGCACAGUCACAAGGAACUAUCUACGCAAAAUGUUUCAUUUUACAGACUUUCAUGUUCUUUAAAGGACUG
Molecule: messenger RNA, 1694 nt
Organism: Notolabrus celidotus (New Zealand spotty)
Lineage: Eukaryota; Metazoa; Chordata; Actinopteri; Labriformes; Labridae
Gene: gabrb3
Product: gamma-aminobutyric acid type A receptor subunit beta3
Exons: 10
Coding region: 22-1464 (480 amino acids)
Biological process (GO): nervous system process; regulation of membrane potential; chemical synaptic transmission
Cellular component (GO): synapse; membrane; neuron projection
Molecular function (GO): neurotransmitter receptor activity; extracellular ligand-gated monoatomic ion channel activity; GABA-A receptor activity
Source: RefSeq, a predicted model, not a curated record